Molecule: messenger RNA, 4258 nt
Organism: Cygnus atratus (black swan)
Lineage: Eukaryota; Metazoa; Chordata; Aves; Anseriformes; Anatidae
Gene: ACOD1
Product: aconitate decarboxylase 1
Exons: 8
Coding region: 1124-2584 (486 amino acids)
Molecular function (GO): lyase activity
Source: RefSeq, a predicted model, not a curated record
UCCUGCCUCCCUGCCCGGCGUGGGGCAGCGGCUGCCCCGCGGACCCUUUUACUUCACGCAGGAGGGAAAACAGCCCCGGUCUUGCCGUCCUCAGUCGUUUAUGCCGAAGUGUAGGAGCCGUGGGAGCUGCUGCAGCAUCUCCCGUUAGGUGGCACCGGCAUCGGGGCUCGGCUCCGGCGGAGCGAGGCAAGGCACCGGUGGUGGGAGAGACCCCCGAGAGGAUGGGGUGUCCGCCGGCCACAUGUCGAGCAGCGGUUUGUCGUGAGAGCAUGGCUCCUCGUGUGUGUGUGGUUAUGUAUGUAGCUGGGUGCCCUUACAGCUGGGAUUUAAUAUGGAUUAACUAGGUACCUCAGGAUCUGCGUGAAACAUAAGCACCUAUUUAAAAUGCGUUGGCAGAGAGCAUUUAACUUAUGGUUCGGGCUUUUGCACGAAUUUCAUCUACCUUUCCGUGUUUCUCUACAAGCAACUGCAAAGAGCUGCUGCUUUGGUGCACUCAGUUGCUCUCCUUUGGGAGUUUAAAAGUGCUUUCUUCCUCAAGAGAACAGCUGAAAGGACAAGGAGGUCUGAGGAGUGUGAAGGCAGCAGGCAGUGCUUUCCUUUCCUUUCACAGGGACAAUUCACCAGACUAAAAGCACUUGAAAACUGCACAUUGUGUUUUGCUGGUAACAGCUUCAUGGAGUUACUUUUGCCUCUCGGUUUCUUAAUCUGGUGUGUUCCCCCCCACAUCACCCUGCUCCCGGCCAUACUUAGCAAGAAGCCACUUCAAGAGCCUCCCACAGAAGUUUUACAAAUGAAAAAAGAUACGCUAUUCCUUCUGACAUCAGUUCUCCAGAGCUUUAUCUCCACUUGCCUGUCGGCUGGUGGGAGGCCAGAAGAGAGGACCCAUGGUGCUCCCGUGUGGCACCUUAUGAUUUCCAAAGCCAUGCACAUUGUAGGGGUCAUGGGACACAGCUGCAACAAGCACCUUGCCUGGGCCACCGUCCCAGGUCUUCCUAUAGGGACACAAGCUGAUCCACCCCACUGCAGCGUGCUGUGCUCCGAAGUGCAAGCUGCCCACUGACUCGCCUUCCCAGAGAAAGGUCAAGGCUGAUGUGGCUGUCCCCUUGACUUCUAAUGGAAAGAGAUGGCGUUUGGGUCACUGCCUUUUGACAACAGUAGAUUUACUAGUAAGACAGUUACAGGAAACUUUGCCAAUGUGAUUCAUGGUUUGAAUGCAAACCACCUGACAGACCAAGUCAUUCAGAGAAGCAAGCGAAUGAUUCUGGAUACUCUGGGAGUAGGGCUUCUGGGGACCAGCACCGAGGUCUACCACAAAGUGAAACAGUACAGCAAAAUCUACAGCUCAGACAUAUCCAGUACCAUCUGGGGCCACUUGGAUUUCCGACUGCCUCCUCUGUAUGCAGCUUUUGUGAAUGGAGUGGCUGUGCACUCAAUGGAUUUUGAUGACACGUGGCAUCCAGCCACACACCCCUCUGGGGCUGUGCUCCCUGCCGUGAUUGCUCUCUCUGAGGCCUUUCCUCAGAAGAAAAAAAUCUCAGGUCUUGACCUGCUCUUAGCUUUCAACGUGGGAAUUGAGGUGCAAGGCAGGUUGCUACGCUUUUCCAAUGAAGCCAGGAAUAUUCCAAAAAGGUUUCACCCACCAACUGUGGUUGGUACGAUAGGGAGUGCAGCAGCUUGCGCAAAACUGCUAGCUCUUGACCAGGUGAAAUGCAAAAACACCUUGGCUAUUGCUGCCUCCUAUGCAGGUGCCCCCCUGGCGAAUGCAGCAACCCAAACGAAGCCCCUCCACAUUGGCAACGCUGCCAAGCACGGACUGGAAGCGGCUUGCUUAGCCUCACAGGACCUUCAAGGAAACAAACAGAUCUUGGACAUGGAGUCGGGGAUGGGUGCCUUUUACACAGAUUACAGUCCACAGUCUCUGCCAACCUUGCAGUCCUAUGCCUGGCUGUUGGACCAGCAAGACGUGGCCAUCAAGCGCUUCCCUGCUCACCUUGGAACGCACUGGGUGGCUGAUGCAGCAUCUGCUGUUAGGAGGAAGCUCAUAGAGAGCAGCGACAACUUGCUUCCCCUUGAUAAAAUUGAGAAAGUCAUUGUCAAAGUCCCAGAAGUCAAGUACGUGAACAGGCCCAACCCUAACUCGGAACACGAAGCUCGACACUCCUUCCAGUUCGUUGCCUGCUCUGCUCUGCUGGACGGCAGCAUGUCAGUCCAGUCCUUUGCCAGUGAGAACAUCCACCGGCCAGCCUUACGGGAGCUUCUCUGCAAAAUGCAGCUAGAGCACCCUGCCGAUAACAAACCUAGCUUUGAGAGUCUUUACUGCGAAGUGACUGUUGUGCUUCAGGAUGGCAACACGAUUAGCGACCGCUGCGACACCUUCUAUGGGCACUGGAGGAAACCUCUGAAAAAGGAGGACCUGGAGAAAAAAUUUCAAUCCAAUGCUUCUGAAGUCCUCCCUGCAGAAGCCACAGAAGGCAUUAUAGAGACUGUGUACAACCUGGAAAAAGUAAAGGACUGUUCCAUAUUAAGUAUGUUUUUAUCAGGACAGUCAGCUAGAGCAGUUUCAGAGAAACUGCGCUUACUUUGAACUCACAGCUAGAUGCUAUUUACAAAGCAAACAAAAUUCAGGAAGAGGCCUUAGUGACUCAAGCACUUUUAAAUUGGACUUACUAACACAAGAGCCAUUGUCAGUCCAAUAUUCCGGUUUUUGACUAAGUAAGUAAUUUAGAAAUAACACGCACGGUUCAGCGAGAGAGGCUGAAGAUCUGCUGGCACAGUCUACUUCAAUUAUCUUUGUGUCUCUAGAGGCAGAGCACUGCCUGCGUGCUGCAUAAAAAUUUCCCUAGUCUUCUGCCAAAAGAAAUCUGCACGUUCUGCUUCUGCAAAAUCACUUCGCAAAGGAAAUCCGAAUUCUGGAGGGGUACGGAAAUGCUGUCUCUAUGAGAAACACCACUGUGAGAAGGACAGAAAAUAAGUUUCUAAACAUGUAUUUCUGUACAUUUAGCUAUAAAGUCUCCUUGAAGAGGCCACCUGCUACAUCAGAGCUUUGACGUUUGUAGCAAAAUAAAUACAUAAAACAGAGUAGUAGCUCUUGAUACUCUGCAGUACGUCAGGCUUUGCUAUCAAGACCGGAAUGUUCUUCAUCACGCUGCUGCACAGCAAGAGGGACAACUCUAUGCUCCUAGUCCCAGAAGCAUUAUUUCCCAGCCCCAUCUUUUGGCUGCUUAAUUGUACUGGUUUAGUCCUGCCGUAUACCCACUUCAAUUAAAAGGUGCUGGCUCAACAGGAGAUUCAGCCCCACUUCAACCACUGAGACAACCAGAAACUUUUAACAACUGUGCAUUUAGGCUGGGGGGUGUUUAUUCUUAGUAGGCAAGAAACAUUUUACAGUGAGAGAGGUUGUGGUAGUCCUACAUUUUCUGACUGCAUACAUGCAAGUGUAGUCCUGGUAAAAGAUAUACUAUGCUCUUGUGAACAGUUGCAAGUUUUUAAUAAGAAAGCUGCUUCUGCCGCAUUUCAAGUUUAUGCUCAAGCUGUUUACUUCAAAAGAUUAUCUGCUGUCUUUUUACUUUGACAACCAUUCCCACUCAGCACCAAUUAGUGAUGCCAUGUUUAGAUUACCGCAGUGUCUGCAGUAGGUAUCAAGACACGUCUUAUGCUGCAACCACUAAGUGACCACAGUGACAAUUUACUCACCUUGGAAACUAAUUCUGGGAAUCUUUAGUUCCCUUGAGCCUCACCACUUUUACUUAGACAAGGCCUUGAAAGAUUGUGCUUCUGAGAGGCUAACUUUUGCCCACAUUUAUAAGAUCAAAGUAGGUGUUGUUAAGAUGUAUAAAGUGUACCUACUUUAGAGCACUGAAGUAUGUAAAAAAAAGUUUAAAAAAUAAAAAAUAAAAAUAAAGCUACUUCAUUUUAGUAAAAAAAAUUAUUUCAUUUAUUACACCACUAGUUGUAUAUUUUCCAUAUGCAAAGUAUUAAUUUGUACUUAAGUUCUUUGUACUUAAGUACUUCGUCCUCUGACUCUUGGUUUAUAAAAUUAGUUUAUGCUUGUUUCAAGACCUGCAGAGAAAAGAUCUUUUUCCCUUUUGAUUGGAAAGAGAAAUUAAAUUACUCCUCUAUACUGAAGAUAUAGACACAUUUACAGCUAUGUCAUCUGUAAUUAUACCUGGGUAAUCCCAAAUGUAAGUUACGGAUAAUCAUCAGUGAUGUGAGAAAAACCCAUUGGAUGAGAAGGGUGCCUACGUUACUUAUCAAGACU